AAACGAUCUGUCUUGUGGCAACACUGCUGCGAACGUGUGUGUCUGUGAACAAAAAACUGUGUGUGCGUUAAUUUUUGUUUAUAAAUUUAAUUGCAAAUACUGCACAUAUAACUUUCAAUGGUGUGCGUCCACACACUAAUACAAUAAUAUAAUACACACAUAUAUAUGUACAAUUGAAAGUGCGACCCGUUAUCAAUGGAUUUCGGAGUGGGAGUCGGAGCCUGACGUCUGACGCUGCUGCGAAGUGAAUUUUUUUUUCAUACCGAGGGAAAAAGAAAAAAAAUGGCGCCCGCAACUUUUUCUUGAGUCGUGAAAGUCUUCGUGAUGACGAAAAAGUGAAAUAGAGAAUUGUUUUGACCAUUUUAUAACACGGAGGCUAGUAUUUUGUACGUGAUUUAUAAAUAAAAAUACCAUACACCUAAAUAUAAUUACCAAAAAAGCAACAGAAAAAGUGCAAUUAUACAUUUGCGUUUGGAAAUUUUGCGCUUUUUUCUCUCUCCCCCCUUCCAACACACCUCUGCCACCGCCAUCGCCACCUCCAACUCCUCUCCCUCUCUCUCUCUACUUUUUUUUUAUUGCUACAUUUUCUAUAAUGUGCGCUGCACAGAGCAAUCCGCCGCCCUUCGGCUACACUUGGGGCUUUGCAGACAACGGCAGCCGUACCGCCGAAUCGGUAUUGGAAAUAUCGCCAAAUAUUAAUUACACCGUUAGUGGGGAAUCGAUGCCCUAUCUGUUAUCCACGGAUGGAUCAUUGGCCGUACAAAAGGAUGUUAAAGGUGCACUGGCUGGCAAUAAGGCGAAUGUUGUGCGUCGCAUGUUCUUGGUGAACGAUUCCUCAUUUCCGCACGGUACACAAAGAGUAAUUACCACAGGUGCCACCUCGACGGUGGUGAAGAAACAGGACUCAACCACUCAACAGGUGUUGAGUAUAAAUUCACUCGAUAAGAACUAUCUUCUGGUCGAUCAGGCCACAGCCGCAGCUGCAGCAGCUGCCGGUGAUCCAACGGCUCAUCAUCAUACAUUGACGAAUGGUAGCAUUGUUGAUGCCAAAACAGGACAAACCGUUUUGAGUUCGGGGGCCGCAGCUGCUGCUGCUGCUAAAUCCCAUUUCGGUUCCAUUGGUGCACUGCAUCUAACGCAAGAGGAGUGCAAUGAGAUAUUGAUAAAGCGCGCCAUCGCUGCCGGCCACCAUCAGACGCACACAAUCACCACCGCCGACGGAGCGCAUCAUCAUAGCACGGCGCCAGGCGCGACACCAAGUUUCUAUUCUGUUGGCGGUGCAACAUCAAUCUUAGGUGACCUACUUCCUGGUAUUUCAGUUCAAGUACAGAAAGUAAUACAAGGACUCGAAGAGAACGAGGACUCACAGGGCGACGCACCCAACUUAAAGUUGGAGCCAGGCACAUUAGAGUUGUCCCCAAAGACCGAACUACAGGAAUCAAUGCAUUUCAGCGAAACGGACGCCACUAUCAAGAAGGAACGCCCGUACAGUUGUGACGAGUGCGGCAAGUCCUUUCUGCUCAAGCAUCAUUUGACCACACACGCCCGCGUCCACACAGGUGGUGAACGUCCACAUAUCUGCACCCAUUGCGGUAAAAGUUUUGCCCACAAACAUUGCCUAAAUACCCAUCUGCUGUUGCAUUCAACGGAUCGCCCAUAUCAGUGCCAGGAGUGCAAGAAAAGUUUUACCCUUAAGCAUCAUCUGUUGACGCAUUCACGUGUCCAUAGCCGGGAACGGCCAUUUGUGUGCCAGGAGUGUGGACGCUCAUUUCCAUUGAAGCGUCAUCUGGUCACUCAUAGUAAAUUUCACGCAGGCGAACGUCCAUACGUCUGUGAGGAAUGCGGUGAGAGUUUUGCCCAGGAGAAUCAUCUGAUUAUGCACUCGCGCUUUCACGGGUCAUUGAAUCCAUUUGUUUGCUCUGAGUGCGGUGCCUCGUUUCCACGUAAAUUUCAAUUGGUUAAUCACGGACGUAUACACGGCAAGAUACCACAUUCGUGUACAAUUUGUGGUAAAGAAUUUCUUCAGAAGCGCACACUAGUUUCCCACAUGAGGCGCGUACAUACGGGCGAGCAGGCGCAUCCCUGCGUGAGUUGUGGCGAGGGUUUCCCCACAAAGGCCGAACUGCAUCAGCAUGUUCGUGCCGCUCACAAUGGUGUUAAUCCCAAUACAAGUAGCGCCACCAUAAUAGCUAAUCAACAGCAGCUACAACAGCCUCACCAUCACCCCGGGCAUCCGCAGACCAUAACUGUUGUCAGUAAUCCGGUAACAGUGUCCAUAACCGAUGCCAAUGGUGUGGCAAGACCGCAAUUUGUUUGCCGUGAGUGCGGCAGCGCCUUUAAUAGCCGCGAAGCAUUGGCCCUCCAUUUGCGUUUGCAUACUGGCGAUAAAAGCCUAAUGACCGAUUUGUGCGCCCUGACGGCAGCUAUACCAGGACAUUUCCUGAGCACGGCAAGUCUUAAUCCAGGCACUGUGGUAGCAGCCAAUCCAAAUUUGGUUGGACAGAGUCCGGUGCCAGUGCAAAUUAUUUCGUCCACCGGCCAGUUAAUGUCACAAACCACGCUGGUGCAGGCCGCCAAUUCGACCCAUCCGCAGGUUGUCACCGCUGUGCCCCACAUGCCAUUGCAUGCCACACAACAGCAGCAUUUGCAGCAUGUUGGCGCACAACAGCAACAACAGCAGCAACAACUUGUUCCCGCUGCGCCGGCCAAUAAACCAAAAUCGCAUUUUUGUGCCAGCUGCGGCAAGGGAUUCGCUGCCAAGCAUGGUCUAAUGCAGCAUAAUCGGCGACAUCCCAACGGCGGUUGCACGGUCCGCACCCAUGUCUGUGAGUGUGGCAAGGCAUUCUUCCAGAAGAAUCAUCUGAUGCUGCAUCAGCGCCAGCAUUUGGAAACAAAGCCAGCCAUAUCCCAGCAACAGGAGGCCAAUGCUCAGCAGCAGCAACAGCAACAACAGGUGGUAGUGGCCACAUCAACGGCAACUGGACAGCAGCAGACCACACAACAGCAGCAGCAGCAGCAGCAAGUGCAGGUGCAAAUAAUACCUGAUGGUCAUAUGGCACAUGGCAAAGUUAUCAAGUACGAGAUAUGCCGUAAUGUACUGCAAGAGGAUCAGGCAGCUCAGCAGCAGCAGCAACAACAAUCCGGAAUGAAUAACGAAUAAGGCAGAAAGGCAGCGGGAUGAGGCAUACAUAUAUAUAGGAGACAAAAUAAGCAGGAAUCCUAAAGGUUUUAUUUUUUGGUUUUGUAAAUACAUGGCACUUAUACACACACACUGGAACACUCUACACUCACGCAGAGACGUAGAGCAACAAGAGAGAAGGGCAGCUGCUUGAGAAUAAUAUAUACACCCCCCCCCCCAAAAAAAAAAAACAGAACACACCCCUCCCUACCCCACAACCUAAUCCAAAACAACACUUAGACAUUUGCAAGCGAUUCCCUUAGUUGUAAUAAUCUUUUAGUUAGCAUUAGCCUUUAGCCUUUAAACUAAGUAUAAACUUACUUUGUACACAUUAAUUAGUUAACUAGAGUUAUACACAUACUUAUAUGUAUGUAAAUGCAUAUAUAGGUAUAGAAUUAUACACUUACACACAUACAUACAUAUAUACAUAUAUAUACAUACAUAUAUAUAUAUAUAACGUAUCUGUUAAUUUUGUGAUGUGUUGGUCGCAUCUAAAAAACAAGAACCUGUGUGUCUAAGUUAAAAGUUUUUACAAGAAAAACGUAAAUGAACAUUUUUUAAAUUGGUUUUAUGCAUUACAACAAUAUUUAGCACAUACAAUACACAUACACACACACACACUUAAAUACAUAAUAGAUUAUGAAAAUACAACAGCAGGCAUUGCACUCAGAGAUAUGUGUACGUAAAUAACAAUAAACACACAAUGUUUCACGA
Drosophila willistoni is the source of this 3892-nucleotide messenger RNA. RefSeq names its product zinc finger protein 665 (gene cg). Gene Ontology annotation, molecular function: DNA-binding transcription repressor activity, RNA polymerase II-specific; RNA polymerase II cis-regulatory region sequence-specific DNA binding. The coding region runs from base 593 to 3160 and encodes 855 amino acids. The record is from RefSeq and is a predicted model, not a curated record. Gene Ontology annotation, biological process: negative regulation of transcription by RNA polymerase II. The transcript is spliced from 12 exons. Lineage: Eukaryota; Metazoa; Arthropoda; Insecta; Diptera; Drosophilidae.